This is a messenger RNA of Caenorhabditis elegans, 147 nucleotides long. RefSeq names its product AraC family transcriptional regulator (gene T09A12.8). The transcript has 2 exons. Bases 1 to 147 code for a protein of 48 amino acids. The record is from RefSeq and is marked reviewed. NCBI's taxonomy places the organism in Eukaryota, Metazoa, Nematoda, Chromadorea, Rhabditida, Rhabditidae.
AUGAACUUCGAUGAAUCACCAUUUAUCUCAGAACAAUUUGCGAAGAUACAACGUCAUCGUCUGGCAUGUGUCUCUGGAUGUUCGGUUCGUUGUGACAUGGUAACACGGAGAAGGCAAAGACCAGCAGGACCUUUUUUGUGUCUGUAA